Molecule: messenger RNA, 576 nt
Organism: Glycine soja
Lineage: Eukaryota; Viridiplantae; Streptophyta; Magnoliopsida; Fabales; Fabaceae
Exons: 1
Coding region: 1-576 (191 amino acids)
Source: RefSeq, a predicted model, not a curated record
AUGCCACUCCAUUCAAAAUUUUUGAAAGAUCUUUUAACUAAAGAGAGCAAGUACAUUCAUAGUGAUAAUAUUGUUGUGGAAGGAAAUUGCAGUGCAGUGAUUCAAAGAAUCCUUCCACCGAAGCACAAGGAUCCUAGGUGUUUCACAAUUCCCUGCUCUAUUGGUUUUGUGUCUGUUGGAAAAUCUCUCAUUGAUUUGGGGGCCAGUAUAAACUUGAUGCCACUCUCCAUGUGCAGUAGACUUGGAGAGUUGGAGAUUAUGCCAACAAAGAUGACACUACAGCUUGCAGACAGAUCUAUUACCAGACCUUAUGGAGUGAUUGAAGAUGUUCUGGUUAGAGUAAAACAUUUUACUUUCCCUGCAGAUUUUGUGGUCAUGGAUAUUGAAGAGGACACUGAAAUUCCCUUGAUCUUGGGACAUCCCUUCAUGCUAACAACCAGUUGUGUAGUAGAUAUGGGGAAAGGUAAAUUGGAAUUGAGCGUGGAUGACCAGAAAGUUACAUUUGACUUAUUUGAGGCGAUGAAGCACCCAAAUGAUCACAAUGCCUAUUUUAAAGUAGAAAAGGUGGAACACUAG